Molecule: messenger RNA, 2345 nt
Organism: Triticum dicoccoides
Lineage: Eukaryota; Viridiplantae; Streptophyta; Magnoliopsida; Poales; Poaceae
Product: BTB/POZ domain-containing protein At1g03010-like
Exons: 4
Coding region: 171-2177 (668 amino acids)
Source: RefSeq, a predicted model, not a curated record
AAGACAGAGAGGGCACUCAAGACUGAACCAGAAGUGUUGGACAGGAACACGUAGCUGAGUCUGAGAGAGAAACCCAACAUAUAUAGCACAGCACAUCCAUUUGCUGCGCCUUGGCUGGUUGCUUGUUUUUGAGUUCCGCGCGUGUGUGCGUGAGAGAGAGACAGAAUAAGAUGGGCGUGGCGACGGUGACGGAGAUGAAGCAGAGCGUGAGCGUCUCCGGGAAGAAGAUGUUCCGGGCGAGCCUCAACAAUCGGCACGCCAAUGAAUGGCCUCCCACCGACGUCUCCAGCGACCUCGCCGUCGAAGUCGGCACGUCCAGCUUCGCCCUCCACAAGCUGCUCGCGCAGUUCCCGCUGGUGUCCCGGAGCGGCAAGAUCCGGCGGCUCGUGGCGGAGGCCAAGGACGCCAAGCUCGCGCGCCUCGCCCUCCACGCCACGCCCGGGGGCGCCCCGGCGUUCGAGCUCGCCGCCAAGUUCUGCUACGGCGUCCACGUCGACAUCACGGUCGCCAACGUCGCCAUGCUCCGCUGCGCCGCGCGCUACCUGCAGAUGACCGACGACUUCUCCGACAAGAACCUCGAGCUCCGCGCCGAGGCGUUCCUCCGCGACGCCGUCCUCCCCAGCAUCGCCAGCUCCGUCGCCGUGCUGCGCACCUGCGAGGCGCUGCUCCCGGCCGCCGAGGACGCCAACCUCGUCGCCCGCCUCAUCGCCGCCAUCGCCAGCAACGUCUGCAAGGAGCAGCUCGCGUCCGGGCUGCUCUCCAGGUUGGACCAGAGCGCGCAGCUCAAGCCGGCGGCGGGGAUCGUCGAGCUUGACUCGCCGGGGGACUGGUGGGGCAAGUCGGUCGCCGGCCUCGGACUGGACCUCUUCCAGCGACUGCUCUCCGCGGUCAAGUCCAAGGGCCUCAGGCAGGAGACGGUUACCCGGAUCCUCAUCAACUACGCCCAGAACUCGCUCUACGGGCUCAUGGCCUGCAGGGACACGCAGGCCGCCGACAAAUGCGGCGGCGUCACGGAUACGGACGCCGUCAAGAAACAGCGCGCCGUCGUCGAGACCAUCGUGGGCUUGCUGCCGGCGCAGUCCAAGAAGAGCCCCGUGCCAAUGGCCUUCCUCUCGGGGCUCCUCAAGACGGCAAUGGCGCUGUCCGCUUCCAGCAUAUGCAAGACCGACCUCGAGAAGCGGAUCGGCAUGCAGCUCGACCAGGCUAUCCUGGAGGACAUCCUGAUCGCCACCGGGUCCGGCGAGGCGUCGACGGCGGCCGCCGCGCAGCACCACACGCUGUACGACACAGACGUGGUGGCGAGGAUCUUCUCGGUGUUCCUCAACCUUGAUGAGGACACCGAGGAGGACGGCGGCGGGUGCGGCGGCUUCGACUACGACAGCCCGCGGUCCCCGAAGCAGAGCUCUAUAGUCAAGGCUUCGAAGCUGCUGGACAGCUACCUGGCCGAGAUCGCGCUGGAUUCGAACCUCGUCCCCGCCAAGUUCAUCUCCCUCGCCGAGAUCCUCCCUGACCACGCCCGCCUCGUCACCGACGGCAUCUACCGCGCCGUCGACAUCUUCCUCAAGGUGCACCCGAACAUCAAGGAGGCGGAGAGGUACCGGAUGUGCAAGGCGAUCGACUGCCAGCGGCUUACGCCGGACGCGUGCAGCCACGCGGCCCAAAACGAGCGGCUGCCGGUGCAGAUGGCGGUGCAGGUGCUCUACUUCGAGCAGAUCCGCCUGCGGAGCGCGAUCCAGUCCGGCGGAGGAGGCGGCGCCGGCGGCGGCGUCUUCGGCCAUGACGGGGCUCUCUUCUUCGGCGGCGCGGCGUCCGCGUCGACGGUCCAGGGCGGCGGCAGCAACAUGCGGUCCGGGAGCGGGGUGGGGAGCGGCGCGAUGUCGCCGCGGGACAACUACGCGUCGGUGCGGCGGGAGAACCGGGAGCUGAAGCUGGAGGUGUCGCGGAUGCGGAUGCGGCUGACGGACCUGGAGAAGGACCACGUGAGCAUGAAGCGGGAGCUGGUGCGCGUCAACCCGGCCAACCGCCUGCUGCGGAGCUUCGCGCGCAGCUUCGGCAGGCUCAACACGCUCUUCCGGAUGCGCCCGGCUGCCGAGCCUGGGUUGCAGCAGCUCGGCGCCAAGGCUACCGCCGACGCCAAGGUGCUCUUCCAGCGCCGCCGCCGCCAUUCCAUCUCGUAAAUAGACCACCGCGCGCCAGCUGAUCCGGCGUCUUGCGCGUUCUCGUAUGUGUGCAUAGCAAGUGAUAAAACGCCGUGAUUGAUCUACUUUUGAGCACUUGUACCCGACUAUUUUGUGGGGAUUGCAUGAUAUUCUGUUGAUAAUAGUUUGUCCGUGGGGAUUGCAUGA